AUGGCUCAAGUUCUAUCUCCACCGGUACCACUGCUGGCUAUAGCCAGUCCAAAUCCGCUGCAAUUCAUGGCCGGUCUUCUCGGUCGAAUCGUUACUAAAAAUACGAAUAAAGAGAUUGGUCCAGAGAGCCCGAGGAGUCCGCAGACCCCUCAAGGCUCUGUUCUCAUGGACAAGUACGAGCUAGGAAAGCUUCUUGGCCACGGAAGCUUUGCUAAGGUUUAUUUAGCACGGAACAUAAAUUCCGGCGAAAACGUUGCCAUCAAAGUCAUUGACAAGGAGAAGAUCGUGAAAAGCGGAUUAGCCGGUCAUAUAAAACGGGAGAUCUCAAUCCUCCGCCGUGUCCGCCACCCUUACAUUGUUCACCUCCUCGAGGUCAUGGCUACAAAGACAAAGAUUUACAUCGUGAUGGAGUAUGUAAGAGGCGGGGAGCUUUACAAUAUGGUGGCUCAAGGCCGGCUACGUGAAGGGACCGCCCGGAGAUAUUUCCAGCAAUUGAUCUCAUCCGUGGCUUUCUGCCACAGCCGCGGUGUUUACCAUCGUGAUCUCAAGCUUGAGAAUCUGCUUUUGGACGACCAAGGGAACCUUAAAGUCUCUGACUUUGGGCUCAGCGUCGUCUCGGAACAGCUCAGGCAAGAUGGAAUCUGUCAAACGUUUUGCGGGACGCCGGCUUAUCUGGCGCCAGAGGUUUUGACAAGGAGAGGUUAUGACGCUGCGAAGGCCGAUAUUUGGUCUUGUGGAGUGAUCUUGUUUGUGUUGAUGGCCGGUUAUCUUCCUUUUGAUGAUAAGAACAUAAUGGUUAUGUAUACAAAGAUAUACAAAGGGCAGUUUCGGUGUCCUAAAUGGUUUUCUCCUGAGCUUACAAGGCUGUUGACCCGGAUGCUAGACACGAAUCCAAAUACCCGAAUCACGAUACCAGAGAUCAUGAAGCAUAGAUGGUUCAAAAAAGGGUUUAAACAUGUCAAAUUCUAUAUCGAAGACGAUAAGUUAUGUAGGGAGGAUGACAAUGAUGAAGACGAUUCUUCAUCAUUGUCAUCAGGCCGUUCAUCAACUGCUUCAGAGGGAGACGCAGAUUUUGAGAUUAAACGAGUUGAGUCAAUGCCAAGACCCGCGAGUCUAAACGCAUUUGACAUCAUAUCGUUCUCUUCCGGAUUUGAUCUUUCGGGUUUGUUUGAAGAGGGAGGAGAAGGAGCAAGGUUUGUAUCUGCUGCUCCUGUGACAAAGAUCAUAUCGAAACUCGAAGAGAUUGCGAAAAUGGUGAGCUUUACGUUGAGGAAGAAGGAUUGGAGCGUGAGGCUAGAAGGUUGUAGAGAAGGUGCUAAAGGACCAUUGACUAUUAAGGUUGAGAUCUUUGAGCUCACGUCGUCUCUUGUGGUGGUUGAAGUGAAGAAGAAAGGAGGGAAUAUAGAAGAGUAUGAAGAGUUUUGCAACAAGGAACUUAGACCACAGCUAGAGAAACUGAUGCAUUACCAAGCAGAUGAAGUUGAAGAAAAAAUAUGUUUGCCACCUGAAAUUGAAUAG
Messenger RNA from Arabis nemorensis, 1518 nucleotides. The record is from the annotation of a GenBank genome assembly. NCBI's taxonomy places the organism in Eukaryota, Viridiplantae, Streptophyta, Magnoliopsida, Brassicales, Brassicaceae.